Messenger RNA from Arabidopsis thaliana (thale cress), 1092 nucleotides. Its product is annotated as F-box and associated interaction domains-containing protein. The record is from RefSeq and is marked reviewed. The transcript has a single exon. The coding region runs from base 1 to 1092 and encodes 363 amino acids. NCBI's taxonomy places the organism in Eukaryota, Viridiplantae, Streptophyta, Magnoliopsida, Brassicales, Brassicaceae.
AUGGCUACAAUGGAUCUUUCGUCUGAUUUGGUAGAGGAGAUACUCUCACGGGUUCCAGCGAGAUCUCUUGUACGAUUGAGAUCCACAUGCAAGCAGUGGGAAGCCCUAAUCGCAGAGCCGAGAUUCGUCAACAAGCACUUGUCUCACAUGCGUUACCGUGAGCAACAAUUCACAGUCUUUAACAACGAACACAUAGUUUCUCCUUUGUUCGGUUCCACAACUUCUUAUGUAGGUAUCGAUUUCAACAAACCAGAAAAUUGUGGUGUGAAAUUGCCUUUUCCAAUAGCUCUUUCACCAGCGAUCAAUAUAUCUCAUUGUGACGGUCUAUUGCUAUACGUCACUAAAAGUAUGCUUUUGGUUGCGAAUCCGUUGUUGAGUCAAAAGAGAUGGAUUAAAUGUAGCGAAGGGUUUGACCAUUCCAUGGACGCGUAUGGUCUUGGAUACCUUUUUAACCAAUCAUCAGGUUUUUAUGAUUACAAAGUUGUAAGAUUUCGUUGUGGAAUUAAAAAUUCAUCAAGGGUAGAAGUCUACGCAUUCAAGUCUGAUUCUUGGAAGGUUGUUGUUGAUACAAACUUUGGUGGAUUCGAUGGAUUGCCAUUGUCAAGUGUUUGUUUGCGAGGAACUCCUUAUUGGCUAGGUUACAAUAAAUCUGGUAAUGAACUCAUGUCGAUACAGAGUUUCGAUUUCUCAAAAGAGAGAUUUGAGCCCUUGUUUCUUCCUCCUCAAUCCAUUGGGUCACGUAAUUUGGUAAAGUAUAUCUCUUUAGGGAUUUUCAGAGGAGAUCAACUUUCUUUGUUACUUGAAUGCCACGAAACAUGUAAGUUACACUUAUGGGUGAUGAAGAAGCAGCAUUGGAGCAGGCUGAUGACAGUUGAUGUACCUCAAGAUGCGAUAUAUGGAAAAUAUUUCAGUUCCUUCAUUGAGAGAAAUGGUAGGCUUGCAUUAUUGAUCAAAAGCAGGAAUAUUAGCAUCUACAUUGGGGGAGAGAAUCAAGAAUUCAAAAGAUUUGAAUACUUCACUGGUCUUGGUCCCAUGCUCAGUGAUUGCUGCUAUAUUCAGAGCUUGCUUCAGAUUCCAGGCUUUUCGAGAUGA